Oncorhynchus tshawytscha (Chinook salmon) is the source of this 2959-nucleotide messenger RNA. It is a transcript of the gene gpr132b, whose product is annotated as G protein-coupled receptor 132b. Lineage: Eukaryota; Metazoa; Chordata; Actinopteri; Salmoniformes; Salmonidae. Gene Ontology annotation, cellular component: membrane. The transcript has 2 exons. The record is from RefSeq and is a predicted model, not a curated record. Gene Ontology annotation, molecular function: G protein-coupled receptor activity. Bases 103 to 1215 code for a protein of 370 amino acids. Gene Ontology annotation, biological process: G1/S transition of mitotic cell cycle; negative regulation of G2/M transition of mitotic cell cycle; G protein-coupled receptor signaling pathway.
ACUAUCGUAGCGGAUGUUUAAACAGCACUUUAACAGUAUGCUUAUGAAUGUAGAAUGAAUGACAAAGGUGGAAGAAGCAUGCUCUGUUUCAGGCAGUAAUGAAUGAAGACUGUUUACGGAUUUCGAGAGAUGUUACAGCAAAACGAUACUAUGCAUGAGACGACCAUGACUCAGAUCAGCGUGGCGGCCACCAACUGCAACCUGACCUACUUUGAUGACCGCGUGCCCCUGGUUGUGCUUUACAGUGUGGUACUGAUUAUCGGGCUGCCCGCCAAUAUCAUUACUGUCUACCUGACCUUCCUCCAGGUGCGCCGCAAAAACGUCCUGGGCAUCUAUCUGUUGAGCCUGUCCGUGUGCGACCUCAUCUACCUCUGCACCCUGCCCAUGUGGGCCGACUACGUGAACAUGGGCCACCAGUGGCGCUGGAGCUCCAUGGCUUGCAAGGUGACGGGCUACUUCUUCUUCAACAACAUGUACAUCAGCAUCUUCCUGCUGUGCUGUGUCUCCAGCGACCGAUAUGUGGCCGUGGUCUACGCCGUGGAGUCGCGCGGCCUUCGCCAGCAGAGGCUGGCAGUUGCGGUUACCGUGGUAAUCGUCUUGGUGGUGUUCAUGGGCCACGUGCCAGUUUUUACCAUGAUGGAGGGCAACGUGGUAGAGAAGAAAUGCUUCGAGCCGGGCCAGAGCACACUCACAGUGACGGGCUUCAACUACGCACGCUUCAUCAUUGGCUUCUUGGCCCCGCUGGUCGUGCUGGUGGUCACCAACCGUGCCAUCCUGGCCAGCGUGCAGGCCAGCACGGGGCUGCAGCCGUGCCAGAAGGAGCGGGUGCGCUACUUGGCGAUUGCCGUGGUCAUCCUCUUCCUGGUGUGCUUCGCGCCGUACCACAUCAUCCUGCUGCUGCGCGCAGUCACCUUCCACAUCCCCAAGCUGCAGAAGACAUGCGACUUCGAGGAAAGAAUCUACACCCCUUACACUCUCUCUUUGGGGCUGUCCACCUUAAACAGCGCCAUCAACCCCAUCCUCUACGUGCUCUCCAGCGACAACAUUCGCAAGGAGCUGCGUCGCGGCCUGAAAUACCUCCGGGGGCGGGCCACCCUGCAGCCGCGUUCCACCGACAGUAGCCAGCACAAGAUGCACAACUCCAAGAACUCGUCAGAAGUGGCGGCCGCCAUACUGGAUGUGGCGAAGCAUGACAGAGGAAGGGUAGGGGUUUGAUAUGUGAGCCAGAGUGGAAUGCAGAUAUGACUGCUGAAGGAACUCUGGGAUUUUGACUUGCAGGUACUCUGGAAUAUUAAACAAACUCAGCAAGGAGCCAGGUGGAACCCCAAACAUAGCAAGAGCAAUGGGAGACAAUGUAUUCCAGCCAUCCCAGAAACUGACUGGAAUGUAUAUGAUUGAAAUGUGUCAAGCAGGACUUCAACCCCGCUUUAAGUUAAUUUCUGCCUAAUUUUUUGCUGUUAGUCUCCGGUUGAAGAAAUUGGGUCAUUCCUGCUAUGCGGUACCUUCUGGACCUCAUAACUUUUGUAUUCUAUUUUUAGUAUUCUAUUUUUAGUGUACUAUCAGAAAAAGGGAAACAUAUUGGUCAAGCUCAGGCACUUACAUUUUUUUUAGGUGCAUAAUCAUAACAGGGUGGAACAUAACAAGGUGGACAUGUGGAGCCUAUAUUAGUCAUAGCGCUGGGAGUGAGCAAGAUUGAGCUAGCAUAAUGGUGAACCAUUGAACAGGAUUUUAAAUUCUCUUAUCAAACAUAUUUUAACAUUUGUAAAUGUUUUGAUUUGCUCUAAUUUAGCCUAACCGGGUGGAAAUGUAUGAGUGGGACAUGCAGACUAUGAAUAUUUAUUUAGCCGUGCACCAUUGUUUUCCCACCAAAGAAAUGAUGACUCUUCCUAAAUAUGGUGUCAUUGUAGGGAGGGGUUGUUUUCUUAAGUGGAGAAUUACGACAAACUAACAGGAUGGAAAGUGAUAUCAGGGACACACAGAAAUAAAUAAAAUGAUAAUAAAUAAAGUAAUAAUGAAAAAAACGUUAUUUUAUGAGAGAAUUUAACCAGGAAUAAAAUAAUUUAAACAUUUUUUAAAUAGUGUAUUUUAUGGCUAAUAUUUCUCACGGAAGUUGAUGAAUAACAACUGGGGACAAAAAAAUACCUACAUCUACUGAAGAAAAGUGUUGAAAAUGCAUAGAAUUCCCUUUCAAUAUCCUUAUGUUUGUGUUUUUAAGGUAAAGGACACCUGACUUUAUAUUUAAAGCCUUUUAGAAUCCACAUUUUACACUGAAUAAGAAGUAAUAUACUGAAUCCUGGGGACAGAAAAUGCACCACAUACGGAUGUAGGAAUUACCCAAUUGUCAAUGUUUGCCAAAUUCAGCAUUUAUUUGUGUCCAUGUGAAAAAAGUUUGAAACUUGACUGCUCUGGUGCUAAUGUAGAAGUGAGAAACAGAUUUUCUAUUAAUGGAAAAAUUGUGUUUUCCUUUGGACAAACAGUAGUUGUUAAAGAAAUUGUGCAAAAUGUGAUACGCUGCAAUACAUAUUAUACAUAUAUUGUGUUUGUCUCUAGAAACAUAGGUGAUUUCACAGUAGAUGAGACAUAGAUCAACAGCAUGCUCUUAGUUUAUUUUAUUUUGAAAACUAAAAUGUUUAGUGUUCGUGUUUUUGGUGUUGUGUUUUGCAACAUGAAGAUAUAACCUUUUAUAUACGUUUAGUGUUUUUCAUCCUGUUGCAGACCUUUUUAAAAGUUUGUAAAAAGCAAAGGCUUGUUCUUGUUAUUGAAACUUCAUCUCGAUGAGUAUUAUUUAUACAGUUUUACUGUACAUUUUUAAAUAAACAUUUGAAGUCAAAUGUGACAUUUCAGUUUCAUUAUUGAAGUGGAAGUCUGUCCAGAUGUAUCUUGCUCCUACAGGUGAGAUGUGAGUUUCACACUAUAACGGGAACAAACAAAGAGUGAGAAUGCAUAGGCACUUCGAAGU